This is a messenger RNA of Cebus imitator (Panamanian white-faced capuchin), 2961 nucleotides long. RefSeq names its product mutS homolog 4 (gene MSH4). Gene Ontology annotation, molecular function: ATP-dependent DNA damage sensor activity; mismatched DNA binding; ATP binding. The coding region runs from base 1 to 2613 and encodes 870 amino acids. Gene Ontology annotation, cellular component: nucleus. Lineage: Eukaryota; Metazoa; Chordata; Mammalia; Primates; Cebidae. The record is from RefSeq and is a predicted model, not a curated record. The transcript has 20 exons. Gene Ontology annotation, biological process: reciprocal meiotic recombination; mismatch repair.
AUGCCAUUUGAAUGGGAGGAGAAAAUUUCAAUAAAGAAAUUGACAGAAGAAUUGACUCUUAAUUUUUCAAAUUUAGGUUCAUACUUUGGAAACAAAAGACCUUAUGUAGAAAACACACUUGCAUCAAAUUUUACUUUUGGUGCAAGCUCAUCUUCUGCACGAGAAACUAAUUAUCCUCAAACACUUAAAACUCCAUUGUCUACUGGAAAUCCUCAGAGAUCAGGUUAUAAAAGCUGGACACCACAAAUGGGAUAUUCAGCUUCAUCCUCAUCUGUGAUUUCUGCACACUCCCCAUCAGUUAUUGUAGCUGUUGUAGAAGGGAGAGGACUUGCCAGAGGUGAAAUAGGAAUGGCAAGUAUUGAUUUAAAAAACCCCCAAAUUAUACUAUCCCAGUUUGCAGACAACACAACAUAUGCAAAGGUGAUCACUAAACUCAAAAUUUUAUCACCUUUGGAAAUAAUAAUGUCAAAUACUGCUUGUGCUGUGGGGAAUUCCACCAAGUUGUUCACUCUGAUCACAGAAAAUUUCAAGAAUGUUAAUUUCACUACUAUCCAAAGGAAAUACUUCAAUGAAACAAAAGGACUAGAGUACAUUGAACAGUUAUGCAUAGCAGAAUUCAGCACAGUCCUAAUGGAGGUUCAGUCCAAGUAUUACUGCCUUGCAGCUGUUGCAGCUUUGUUAAAAUAUGUUGAAUUUAUUCAAAAUUCAGUUUAUGCACCAAAAUCGCUGAAGGUUUGUUUCCAGGGUAGUGAACAGACGGCCAUGAUAGAUUCAUCAUCAGCCCAAAACCUUGAAUUGUUAAUUAAUAAUCAAGACUGUAGGAAUAAUCACACUCUCUUUGGUGUUUUAAAUUAUACUAAGACUCCUGGAGGGAGUAGACGACUUCGUUCUAAUAUAUUAGAACCUCUAGUUGAUAUUGAAACCAUUAACAUGAGAUUAGAUUGUGUUGAAGAACUGCUUCAAGAUGAGGAACUAUUUUUUGGACUUCAAUCAGUUAUAUCAAGAUUUCUUGAUACAGAGCAGCUUCUUUCUGUUUUAGUCCAAAUUCCAAAGCAAGACACGGUCAAUGCUGCUGAAUCAAAGAUAACAAAUUUAAUAUACUUAAAACAUACCUUGGAACUUGUGGAUCCUUUAAAGAUUGCUAUGAAGAACUGUAACGCACCUUUAUUAAGAGCUUACUAUGGUUCCUUGGAAGACAAGAGAUUUGGAAUCAUACUUGAAAAGAUUAAAACAGUAAUUAAUGAUGAUGCAAGAUACAUGAAAGGAUGCCUGAACAUGAGGACUCAGAAGUGCUAUGCAGUGAGGUCUAACAUAAAUGAAUUUCUUGACAUAGCAAGAAGAACAUAUACAGAGAUUGUAGAUGACAUAGCAGGAAUGAUAUCACAGCUUGGAGAAAAAUAUAGUCUUCCUUUAAGGACAAGUUUUAGUUCUGCUCGAGGAUUUUUCAUCCAGAUGACUACAGAUUGUAUAGCCCUACCUAGUGAUCAACUUCCUUCAGAAUUUAUUAAGAUUUCUAAAGUGAAAAAUUCUUAUAGCUUUACAUCAGCGGAUUUAAUUAAAAUGAAUGAAAGAUGCCAAGAAUCUUUGAGAGAAAUCUAUCACAUGACUUAUAUGAUAGUGUGCAAACUGCUUAGUGAGAUUUAUGAACAUAUUCAUUGCUUAUACAAACUAUCUGACACUGUUUCAAUGCUGGAUAUGCUACUGUCAUUUGCUCAUGCCUGCACUCUUUCUGACUACGUUCGACCAGAGUUUACUGAUACUUUAGCAAUCAAACAGGGAUGGCAUCCUAUUCUUGAGAAAAUAACUGCAGAAAAACCUGUGGCCAACAAUACCUAUAUUACAGAAGGGAGUAAUUUUUUGAUCAUAACUGGACCAAAUAUGAGUGGAAAAUCCACAUAUUUAAAACAGAUUGCUCUUUGUCAGAUUAUGGCCCAGAUUGGAUCAUAUGUUCCAGCAGAAUAUUCUUCCUUUAGUACUGAUGACGAUAUUGAAACAAAUUCAUCAACAUUUAUGAAAGAAAUGAAAGAGAUAGCAUAUAUUCUACAUAAUGCUAAUGACAAAUCGCUCAUAUUAAUUGAUGAACUUGGCAGAGGUACUAAUACAGAAGAAGGUAUUGGCAUUUGUUAUGCUGUUUGUGAAUAUCUACUGAGCUUAAAGGCAUUUACAUUGUUUGCUACACAUUUCCUGGAACUAUGCUAUAUUGAUACCCUGUAUCCUAAUGUAGAAAACAUGCAUUUUGAAGUUCAGCAUGUACAGAAUACCUCAAGAAAUAAAGAAGCAGUUUUGUAUACCUACAAACUUUCUAAGGGACUCACAGAAGAGAAAAAUUAUGGAUUAAAAGCUGCAGAGGUGUCAUCACUUCCACCAUCAAUUGUCUUGGAUGCCAAGGAAAUCACAACUCAAAUCACAAGACAAAUUUUGCAAAACCAAAGGAGUACCCCUGAGAUGGAAAGACAGAGAGCUGUGUAUCAUCUAGCCACUAGGCUUGUUCAAACUGCUCGAAACUCUCAAUUGGAUCCAGACAGUUUACGAACAUAUUUAAGUAAUCUCAAGAAGAAGUACAAAGAAGAUUUUCCCAGGACUGAACAAGUUCCAGGAAAGACUGAAGAAUAGUAACAAUUUACAUCUUGUACUAAUGUAAUAAUAUAUCUUAAUUCAAGGAACCUAGAAUUUAUUUUUCUUCUCAGAGAUAAGGAAAUAAUAUUUGCUAAAUUUCAUAUUUUAAUUGAAAAUUACAUUAAUAUCACAAUUGUCAUCUAUAUUCUAUGUAUGAAAAAUAUUUAUUAUAACUUAAAUGAGAACUACUUGGAAUGGUUUUUAUGUUAGGAAAAAGUAUAAUAUACCACUUUUUUGUUGUAAAAAUUCAUGAUUAAGACCUAAGUUUAUUUAUACUUACAAGUUAUAGUUUAAAAUAUUAUUGUAAAUACCUUAGGUUAAUAAAUAACUUUACCUUUAGGUCUG